This is a messenger RNA of Cucumis melo (muskmelon), 659 nucleotides long. RefSeq names its product PLASMODESMATA CALLOSE-BINDING PROTEIN 5-like. Bases 27 to 407 code for a protein of 126 amino acids. The transcript has 3 exons. Lineage: Eukaryota; Viridiplantae; Streptophyta; Magnoliopsida; Cucurbitales; Cucurbitaceae. The record is from RefSeq and is a predicted model, not a curated record.
UUUACAAAAGCCACUUGUGCAUUGUGAUGAACAAACAAAUGUCUUCCUCUACUCACCUCAUCAUUAUUCUCUAUCUCUCUUUCCUCCUACUUUUUAUCAUAACUCCAACCAUUUCAGAUGAAUGGGUGGAUGAGGAGUGGUGCAUAGCUGAUGAGCAAGUUCCAGAUGAUGAGUUGCAAAGAGCUCUUGAUUGGGCAUGUGGAAAAGGAGGAGCUGAUUGUACAAAUAUUCAAAUGAAGCAACCUUGCUUUUACCCAAACACUCUUAGAGAUCAUGCUUCAUAUGCCUUCAACAGUUACUACCAAAAGUUUAAGCACAAAGGAGCCACUUGCUAUUUCAAUUCUGCUGCCAUGGUCACUUCUCUUGAUCCUAGUCAUGGUUCAUGCAAGUUUGAGUAUGUUCCUUGAAGAAGAGCAUAUAUUAUUAUAGAAUAAUUAAUUGAUGAAUCAAAGAUGGUUCCUGAUUACAAGUGGAGCUUCUUUUCAAAUUCCAUUCUUGAUCAUCUUGUACUUUGGAUGUGAAAGCAUUUUUCCAUUUUCAAUUUUUAAGGUAGGAUGGUUCCAAAAUCUUUUAGAACACAUAAGUUUACGCUUAUUAAUCAAUGGAACUAUUGAUGUUGGAUUCUGUCUUUUAUGAUGAAAUCAAUCCAAGUUUUGAAA